Messenger RNA from Salarias fasciatus (jewelled blenny), 1212 nucleotides. It is a transcript of the gene cep70, whose product is annotated as centrosomal protein 70. The transcript is spliced from 8 exons. Gene Ontology annotation, cellular component: centrosome. Gene Ontology annotation, molecular function: gamma-tubulin binding. Gene Ontology annotation, biological process: regulation of microtubule cytoskeleton organization; cilium assembly. The coding region runs from base 1 to 1212 and encodes 403 amino acids. NCBI's taxonomy places the organism in Eukaryota, Metazoa, Chordata, Actinopteri, Blenniiformes, Blenniidae. The record is from RefSeq and is a predicted model, not a curated record.
AUGAAGAAACAGCAUGACAUGGAGAACCACAUGGUGGGGGACUACAUGGAGAACCACAUGGAGAACCACAUGGUGAACCACAUGGUGAACCACAUGGAGAACCACAUGGAGAACCACAUGGAGAACCACAUGGUGAACCACAUGGUGAACCACAUGAAGAACCACAUGGUGGGGGACUACAUGGACAACCACAUGGUGAACCACAUGGUGAACCACAUGGUGAACCACAUGGAGAACCACAUGGUGGGGGACUACAUGGAGAACCACAUGGUGAACCACAUGGAGAACCACAUGGUGGGGGACUACAUGGACAACCACAUGGUGAACCACAUGGUGAACCACAUGGUGAACCACAUGGAGAACCACAUGGUGAACCACAUGGAGAACCACAUGGAGAACCACAUGGUGAACCACAUGAAGAACCACAUGGAGAACCACAUGGUGAACCACAUGGUGAACCACAUGGAGAACCACAUGCGGGAGCAGGUGGAGUGGAGCGACCUGAACAGACUCCUGCAGCGGCGGGGCUUCAUGCCUGUCAGCUUCACCGACCCUGCAGAGAAUAAAAACCUUCCCGAUUUGGUCCUCUUGGACAAGAAGUCUUGCAGUGACCUGCGGUCGGCGUUGAGGACGAUGCUGAGUGACUGUGAGAGGAGGCAGACCCAGAUCCAGGAGCUGGUCCAGUCCAACAAGCAGCUGAAGAAGGAGGCCCAGAAGCACAUGGAUCGAGCUGCUCAGCAGACUCUGAGGGUCUCAGACCUACAGGUCCUGUUGGGCCAGCUGAAGACCCAGGUCCAGGACCUGGAGAACCGCUACCUGAGUAGGACCAUGGAGAACCAUGUCCACACCCAACAGUUACAGCAGGAGAGGGAGGAGGCGCAGAGACGGUGUGAAGUUCUUGAACAGAUGCUGUGUGAACAGAAGCAGGAAGCAUCGGAGCUCCACAGGAAGCUCCACUUCACCGUCAGAGAAGAAGAGACCAGAAGGGCCAGACAGGCUCGGACCUUCCAGAAGGUCUGCCGGAGGGCGGUCCAGCAGAGUCCUGCAGACCAGCAGAUUCUGGACGUGAUGGCCUUCUAUGAAAUGAAGCUGGCUGAGGUUCUGGAUGAAGUCAGCAUCGUCCUGAAGCUGAAGCAGCACCAGGAGUUCUUCCCCCGGUUCCACACUCUGACCAAGGAGAUCCUCAACACACUUGACCUGAUAACACACUGA